Racocetra persica is the source of this 126-nucleotide messenger RNA. Lineage: Eukaryota; Fungi; Glomeromycota; Glomeromycetes; Diversisporales; Gigasporaceae. The record is from the annotation of a GenBank genome assembly.
AAAAGAGAGGCAAAAUAUUUUACUCAGAAUUAAAAACCAUUGACGAAAAACUUGUCUUUGCUUAUCAACUUUUUGAAAAACAUUUACCCGAAUGGAAUUAUAAUGGAAUUAUCAAUAUUGUUUCUG